AUGUCAAAUAAACAUUUAUUUCAAAAAUUUGGAUUCUUACGUGCACCGUUUGGCAUUGGUGUUGGCCGUUAUGUGUGUCAGUUACAGAGAAUAACUAUAAAAUUUUGUAAAAGUCACGGCGAUAGUUUUGGAAUUAGGAGUUUCUUAGAACAUGAUUUAAUUGAUUAUGCAAAACAAAAUCCUGGAGUUGUAGUGUAUGUUAAACCAAGAAGGCACAGAAGUCCAGUUUUAAAAGCUGAAUAUUGUAAGAAAGAUAUUAUACAAUGGAUGGAAUUAUUGAAGACUCAAUAUCAUGAUGGUCCAGCUCUUAGAUUACUUAAAUUAUGGCAUACAGACUUUCCAUCCAUUCAAGGACCUUGGACACCAUUUACUUUUAAAAAUCCAUCUUUGAAUCAAAUCAAAUUCCCAGAUAAAAAGAUUGGUGAAGCUCUUAAAUUCAAACCAACAGCAACAGAAGAAUUAAUUAGAUUGUUUGAAGAACAGCAAGAAGCUGAGAAGUUCGAUCAAGAAAUUCCAGUUCAAAAAGGUUGUUAGUUAAAUGAUAGUUUCAACCAUUUUUAGUCAUCAAAAAUGUAGGACGUUAAAUCAUCGUUGCCAUAUCUUUUCAAAAUAACAUUUAAGUUGUUUAUUUUUCUGCGAUAUUACAAAAAAAAUCUAUGAAAUAAUCAUAUAAAUCAUUUGAUUAUAAUAAAAUUGUGACUAUUAUAAAAUAAAUAUAUAUAGCUUACAAAUUCACUUGUGUUAUUUAUUGAUAUAUGUAAAUUUUUUGCAUGCAUAUGGUAUUUUAUCUCGCACGAAAUUAAUUUACUUAUUUAAAUUGUCAAAUAUACAUGGUAUCCAGAUAGCAUAAUUACAUUACAAUUAAAUAUAAGUAUUCAUUUGUGCUUUAUAUUGUUUGAUGGAAGUAUAUUAGUGACUAGCAUAUUAUAUGUAUAUACAACAUUUGAUAUGUGAUAGGAAAGUUACAAUGAAGUAUUAAUGCAUAUUGUUGGCCAUAUUUAUGUUACUGUCAAAAUUACAGUGACAGGUACAUACUCUUUUUUAUAUUUAUGUUUAUGUAUAUUUUUCUAUAUUUUUAAUUGCUACACAAAAAUAUAUUUUAACAUUUUUUUGUAUAAAAAAUUGAAUAGCGAUAUCGCACAUAGCACCAUAACUUGUGGAUAAACGAUUCUCUAAACUCAUAUUCAAUUUAAGUGAUUUCUCUACUUUGACUAAUUUUACAUUUUGAGUAAGUUAUAUUGUUAUUAUUACAAUAUUUAAUCUCCAUAAUAACCUAUAAAUAUAAUUCGUUUUUUAAUAUAAUUGAUUACAUUUUUAUUAAUGCAUGCAAGAUUUUUAUAUGAAACAUAUAUAGUACAUUCUACGAAGUAUACAAUUAUCAAUUACUUUAAUUAAUCUUUACUAUUUGAAUUAAAAAAAUAUUAAUACAAGAUAUUAAAAUGAUUAAAAUAUUAACUUUAAUUAAAAUCCAAACAUCAACUAGAACGCGAAUAAAAUUUUCUCAAUAUUUUAUCAACAAUAAAUAAAGAUUAGAACUUUUCUUUGUAAAUAUACAAUAAGCAUGAAUUUUUUUCUAAUCGUAUAAUAAUUUAUGUAGAUUUUUAAAAAUUUUAAUGACAUUAAUUACAAAAAUAUAAAAUAUUUCAAUUACAUUUUUCAGUUGUAAUGAGUGGCAUUUUAAAUCAUUUUCAGGGAAUGGGUAUAGUAGCACAACCCUGA
Messenger RNA from Heterotrigona itama, 1719 nucleotides. NCBI's taxonomy places the organism in Eukaryota, Metazoa, Arthropoda, Insecta, Hymenoptera, Apidae. The record is from the annotation of a GenBank genome assembly.